GCCAUUCUCAACUUACCCUUCUCUGUAAGCUCAUCGUAGAGACAAGCCGCCGCGCUCAUCUUACCAGGCUGCCGUGUCGAGCCCUCCCGCGUCUCCUCACCGUACACGCCUGCCACACAUCCACUCGAACCGAUGCGUCUUUUGCGCUACAACGAACAAGGCGAGCUCGGCAUCGUCAGCUUCAACGAUCGCGCAGCUCCGCCUUACGCAAUACUGUCACAUACAUGGGGAGCGGAUGCAGAGGAGGUGACCUUCGCCGACCUUGCAACAGGCGGUGGCAAGGCCAAACGUGGCUACAAGAAGAUUUGCUUCUGCGGACAACAAGCACAACAAGAUGGCUUACAGUACUUCUGGGUCGACACCUGCUGCAUCGACAAGGCGGACAAGGCUGAGCUCUCUCACGCCAUCCGAUCCAUGUUCCGCUGGUACCAGAACGCGGCGAGAUGCUAUGUGUAUCUGUCGGAUGUAUCAACAGGCAAGGGAGAAUGGGACCACAUGCUCGGCGAGUUUACGUGGGAGCCUGCUUUCAGAGCAAGCCGGUGGUUCACGCGCGGCUGGACACUUCAAGAGCUGCUUGCGCCAAGCACUGUCGAGUUCUUCUCUCAAGAGUGGGCGAAGCUUGGUGAUAAGAUGUCGUGCAAAACGUUGAUCCAUAAAAUCACCAGUAUCACACAUGAUGCGCUCGACGGAGCCCCUCUUUCUCAGUUCAGCGUCGACGAGCGGUUGCGGUGGAAAGGUGACCGGCAGACCAAGCGCGAAGAAGAUGGAUGGUACUCACUGUCAGGUAUCUUCGAUGUUGAGAUAGCGCCGGCGUACAGCGAAGGGGCGGCAAGUGCGUUCAGACGCCUUAUGGACGAGAUCCACAAGCUGGACAGAUGCGUUCAAGACAUGCGCAGCACAGAUCCAAAUGACGAUCAGAAGCGCAUCGAGGAGACCAAAGGCGGACUGCUAGCUGACUCCUGUCGCUGGGUUCUUGACAAUACCAUCUUCCAGCAAUGGCAGCAAGACUCACACAGCCGACUGCUAUGGAUCAAAGGCGAUCCUGGAAAGGGCAAAACGAUGCUACUCUGUGGCAUUAUCGACGAGCUGAAGAAAUCGACAAACAACGUCUGCUUCUUCUUCUGCCAAGGUACCGAUUCCCGCUUGAACAGCGCCACCGCUGUGUUGCGCGGCUUAAUCUACCUGCUUGUUAAGCAGCAACCGCGGCUGACAUGUCACCUGCGGAAGAGAUACGAUCAAGCAGGUGCCUCUCUCUUCCAAGACGCCAACGCCUGGGUAGCGUUGUCUGAAAUGUUCGCAUGCAUGGUGCAGGACGAAGAUUUAAAGACAAGCUACUUGAUUGUUGAUGCUAUGGAUGAGUGCGCGAUGGACUUGCCUAAACUGCUGGACCUGAUCGUCCGUACCGCGGCGUCGUCAAGUCGUGUGAAAUGGCUUGUGUCGAGUCGGAACGAGGGUCAUAUAGAGCAGAAACUCAAGUCGGUCGGCGACGAAGCGAAGCUGAGCCUGGAACUGAAGCAGAAUGCGGACCAGGUGGCCCGAGUCGUGGAUGCAUACAUCGACCACAAGCUGUCUUGCCUUGAGUCGCUCAAAGACGAUGAUUUGCGAGGGCAAGUGCGGGAUGAGCUGCGCCGCAAGGCGAACGGCACCUUUCUCUGGGUUGCUUUGAUGAUGCAAGAGCUUGAGAAGCCGGAAAGCUGGGACCCUCUAGCGGUAGUAGAAGAAGCGCCAGCAGGCCUGCCCCAGCUAUACGAUCGCAUGAUGGACCAGGUCCAGCGGCUGUCGCCAAGGAAUGCGGAUAUCUGUCGAUCUUUGCUCUGCACUGCAGUAAUCGCGUACCGCCCGCUCUACCUUGCAGAGAUGGGCAGCUUGCGCAGCUUACCAUGUCGGGCGACAGCCUUGGCGGAGACCGUGAGGAAGGUUGUAGCGAUGUGUGGCUCGUUCCUGACGAUUCGUGAGGAGCAAGUCUACCUCGUUCACCAGUCAGCCAAGGACUAUCUGAGCAACAAGAUGCGAGCUGCGGCCCUUCCUUCUGAGAGCAAGAUGCACCAUGACCUAUUCACUCGGUCGCUCGAGCUUAUGUCUAGCACACUAAAACGCGACAUGUAUAGUCUUGGUAAGCUGGGCUUCUCGAUUGAUGAGGCUGAAACACCCCAUCCUGAUCCGCUAGCAACUGUGCGCUACUCGUGCGUCUACUGGAUCGACCAUCUGUACGACUCGAAGCCCAGAUCUUGGGCAGACGGUGUUGAUGACCUAAAAGUCGGAGGCGCCAUCAAUGAGUUUAUAAAGAAGAAGUAUCUCUACUGGCUGGAAGGGCUCAGUCUGUGCAGAAGCAUAGGAAAAGGGGUGGUCUCAAUGGCAAAGCUAUGCCUCCUUGCUCAGGAGAUGCAAGAUGCUAGUGAGCUUACUAAGCUUGCGCAAGAUGCUAGCCGAUUAGUUAUGUACCACAAAGGAGUAAUCGAGAGCUACCCUCUACAAACAUACGCAUCUGCGCUGUUGUUUAGUCCAACUGGGAGUGUGACUAGAAGGCUGUUCCAGCAUGAAGAGCCAAAAGGAGUCACUGUCAAGCCAGCGAUGAGCGACGGCUGGAGUGCUUGCCUGCAGACGCUCGAGGGCCAUAGCGAUGGUGUCACCUCUGUAGCCUUCUCGCACGACUCGAGCAAGCUGGCGUCGGCGUCAUGGGACAGGACGGUCAAGGUGUGGGAUGCGAGCAGCGGGGCGUGUCUGCAGACGCUCGAGGGCCAUAGCGAUGGUGUCACCUCUGUAGCCUUCUCGCACGACUCGAGCAAGCUGGCGUCGGCGUCAUGGGACAGGACGGUCAAGGUGUGGGAUGCGAGCAGCGGGGCGUGUCUGCAGACGCUCGAGGGCCAUAGCAGCCAUGUCAGCUCCGUAGCCUUCUCGCACGACUCGAGCAAGCUGGCGUCGGCGUCAUGGGACAGGACGGUCAAGGUGUGGGAUGCGAGCAGCGGGGCGUGUCUGCAGACGCUCGAGGGCCAUAGCAGCCAUGUCAGCUCCGUAGCCUUCUCGCACGACUCGAGCAAGCUGGCGUCGGUGUCAGGCGACUGGACGGUCAAGGUGUGGGAUGCGAGCAGCGGGGCGUGUCUGCAGACGCUCGAGGGCCAUAGCAGCACUGUCACCUCUGUAGCCUUCUCGCACGACUCGAGCAAGCUGGCGUCGGUGUCAGGCGACUGGACGGUCAAGGUGUGGGAUGCGAGCAGCGGGGCGUGUCUGCAGACGCUCGAGGGCCAUAGCAGCAUUGUCAGGUCUGUAGCCUUCUCGCACGACUCGAGCAAGCUGGCGUCGGCAUCAGACGACUACACCGUCAAGGUGUGGGAUGCGAGCAGCGGGGCGUGUCUGCAGACGCUCGAGGGCCAUAGCAGCGAAGUCAGCUCUGUAGCCUUCUCGCGCGACUCGAGCAAGCUGGCGUCGGCGUCAUACGACUUCAUCGUCAAGGUGUGGGAUGCGAGCAGCGGGGCGUGUCUGCAGACGCUCGAGGGCCAUAGCAGCCAUGUCAGCUCCGUAGCCUUCUCGCACGACUCGAGCAAGCUGGCGUCGGCGUCAUGGGACAGGACGGUCAAGGUGUGGGAUGCGAGCAGCGGGGCGUGUCUGCAGACGCUCGAGGGCCAUAGCAGCGGUGUCAGGUCUGUAGCCUUCUCGCACGACUCGAGCAAGCUGGCGUCGGCGUCAUGGGACAGGACGGUCAAGGUGUGGGAUGCGAGCAGCGGGGCGUGUCUGCAGACGCUUGAGGGCCAUAGCGGCUAUGUCAGGUCUGUAGCCUUCUCGCGCGACUCGAGCAAGCUGGCGUCGGCAUCAGACGACUACACCGUCAAGGUGUGGGAUGCGAGCAGCGGGGCCUGUCUGCAGACCCUCAACAUUGGCAAGACUCUCUACAGUCUAUCCUUCGAUCCCACCAGCUUCUUUCUGCGUACCGAUAUAGGCCCCAUCGCUAUACACGACCCAGCAGUUCGUAGCGAGUCAGAUGCUAUGGAACCUGCGCGCCCUCAGUAUCUAGGAACAAGCCUCAGCUCCGACAACAUAUGGAUCACGUACGACGGCAGGAACGUGCUGUGGAUACCGUCAGACUAUCGACCGUCAUGCUCUGCGGUGUGCGGGAACAGAGUCGGUAUGGGUGUUGGGACUGGCAGAGUGUGGGCCUGCAGUGUUGACCCAGACACCCUUAUGCGUAUAGUUAGCAAAGUGAAGAGUCAAAGCAGUCGCUUUCUGCCUAAGACUGAGCUUCCGAAGCCGGCGCUUAACUACCUUUAAGGACGUACAGAGCACAGAAGAUGCAUAACAAAGUACAAUCUGCACUUAGAAGUGAAAUUUGCGCUCUAUCUUCUUGCUGUCUGGCCUCUAGGAGAUGUAGGGAAAUCCACUUGGCUGCCCGCGUGAGAUACUA
This is a messenger RNA of Boeremia exigua, 4396 nucleotides long. Its product is annotated as HET-R. Gene Ontology annotation, cellular component: nucleus; transcription repressor complex. Bases 133 to 4263 code for a protein of 1376 amino acids. The transcript is spliced from 3 exons. The record is from RefSeq and is a predicted model, not a curated record. Gene Ontology annotation, molecular function: protein binding. Lineage: Eukaryota; Fungi; Ascomycota; Dothideomycetes; Pleosporales; Didymellaceae. Gene Ontology annotation, biological process: negative regulation of transcription by RNA polymerase II.